This is a messenger RNA of Ooceraea biroi (clonal raider ant), 2466 nucleotides long. RefSeq lists its product as uncharacterized. The record is from RefSeq and is a predicted model, not a curated record. Gene Ontology annotation, cellular component: neuron projection membrane. NCBI's taxonomy places the organism in Eukaryota, Metazoa, Arthropoda, Insecta, Hymenoptera, Formicidae. Gene Ontology annotation, biological process: synapse organization.
GUGCAAUUCCCGACGAGAUCGGCGUCGAAUCCGCGCUCCGGUCCGGAUCGCGCGUCAACCCCCGACGUUUCUCGCGCACGUCGUCACGACGUUGCACGUUGCUUUUUUAAUCUUGACGUACGAAGGGAUCAUAUCCGUCUGCUUUCUCCUCGUCACCGAGCAUCUUUAAUUCAUUCGACGGGUGACAGAUCUGUCCGGCAAUUUGUUCAUUUUCCGCUCCAUGCAAAGGAUGGGUGGGGAUUAGUGAAGAAGCGGCGCGCGAACAAGCCGAUAUGGACCGAUGAGUGAUGCGGAUGCUGGCGGCGGUGCGGACAACGCAGUCUCGGGAAUAUAGGCUCGUGACCGAGUCUGAAGGGAUUUAAUCGGCGCGAUGCGACGCGCCAGGCCGCGAUCCAGCGGUCCGAUCCAGCAACGUCGCGCCGCGACACAGUGCCGGUGAAUGAAGGCGCGGACGAGGACGAGAGGACGACAGCCUUGAGCGAGGCAGGGUUGAAAGGGCGAGCCGGAAAAAUAUGGUGCACGAGGGCACGGGUCUAUGGCACGCGGCGGGAUUCAACGCGUCGAGGUGGCUGAUGAUCAUAAUACACGGAUACCGAGCCACCACCCUCGUCCUGUACAUCCUCCUCAACGUGCUGGUGCGCACCGAAUAUCCAGCGGCAGUAACGGCGGAAAUAGUCGAUGUUAACGUGAAUUCAUUGGACGGCACGACGGGAAAGCCAUUGGACGUCGACCUACCACCAACCCUACCGAUGAGCUUCGGCACAGAAAAUUCAACAUCGGUUUCGGCGCAAUCAGGAUCUACGGCCCUGAUGCCUUGCGUGGUCCACAACCUGGGAGAAGGCACGGUGUCGUGGAUCAAGCGGAAGAACGUACAGCAGUUACUGACCGUAGGACUGACGACGUACGCCAACGACGAGCGGUUUCAAGCAAUCCAUUUCCACCACAGCGAGGAUUGGACUCUUCAAAUAAAAUACGUCCAACCCAGGGAUGCCGGACUAUACGAGUGCCAAGUGUCUACUCAUCCGCCCACGAGUAUAUUUCUGUUUCUUGAGGUUGUUGAAGCGAGAGCGGAGAUAGCCGGACCGGGGGAGAAAUUCGUCAGGCCCGGCAGCACGUUACAGCUCCACUGCCUGGUGAAGAAAUCCACGGAGGUGCCGUCGUACCUGUUCUGGUACCACAAUUUCCGUAUGAUCAACUACGACGUCGAACAGGGUGUCAACGUCAGCACUGACCUCGUUGGCCGGGAGAGUUGGCUGGAGGUGCCAAGGGCGUCGGACCGUCAUUCGGGCAACUACACGUGCAAGGCCAGCAAUGCCCAACCAGCGCGUGUCCUGGUGCACGUGUUCAAGGGCGACAAUCCGGCUGCCAUGCAGCACAGCAUGGCGUCAUCGCCGUCGAUGAUGGCCUGCACCGCGCUGCUCACCAUGUUCAUCACGCUGAAACUGGCGUUGCAGACGAACUGGAGCUUGUGACGUGCGUGAGCGUAAGACUCGCGGGUGCCCGAGGUGUGUUAGCGAAAUUCCGUGACACUCGCGCGUUUCCCGCGAUGACCGCGUGUGCGAGGCACCAUGUAUGCGUACCGCGAUUAACACGUACCGCCGAGAUUAUAGAACGGUGGUAUAGUCAUGGUGGUUCCAGUUGAAGACCCAUCCCGAAUUGUUCUCGGACCGGCGACGCCGAAACUCUUGGAGCUGCGAGAUUGUCUGUGAUUGAUUACUGUACGUUCAAACGAUCAAGCUCAUUCGUCGCCGAGUGCAGGACGGUUAGAUUGGGAGAUUCGCAGCUGUGAUUAUUUGCACCACCGGGCGACCGAUUGAUCUGUUCCAAGUCGGUUUAGUUAAUAGUUCGACAAGGAGUAUGUAACUACGUUAGAGCACGCUAAUGCAAAGCAGGAUGAAGCUGUUACAUUGAUAAUGAUCGGUCAAGUGCUCAAUCGCCCUCUAACGAAAUUCUCUAAUCAUUAAAAUUGUGUGUGAUUGAUCCAAUGGAGAUCGAAGCAACAGUAGCAUAAUGAUGGCUCAGCCAUUUGCACUGAGAGAAUCAUUUAUUGGACUGAAGAAAGCUCAGUAUUCGCCUGGAAUAAAGUACCAUCGUAACGUCGUCCGGAUGAGCCGCGCUAUAUCAUUCACUCUUCUGCCGAUCGAUCGUUUACAUUCCAUGUCGCAUGAAAUUGAGAAUCGGAAGCAGAAAUAUUGGCCCGUAAUGCAGAGGCAAAUGGUAUCAAGAGAGCGCUGGAUUAACUCCGGCCGGAUCAUAUUCGCGAUCGAUCGUCCGUGAGUUCGCGUUUUCGACGCGGGCAAAAAAUGAUCGUUAAUAGGAGCGAAGACAGCGUGCCAUCAAUCUAGCAGCGAGCACGAAGAAUUCGGUGCUCCCAUAUAUCCUACAGCUACGGCAAACUGGAACUCCCGUGCGCGUGAAUGCGAGGCGUUACCUCGUACGCGAGCGAAGGUUGUUAGAGAAAUCCCU